This is a messenger RNA of Coniosporium apollinis CBS 100218, 1359 nucleotides long. RefSeq lists its product as uncharacterized. NCBI's taxonomy places the organism in Eukaryota, Fungi, Ascomycota, Dothideomycetes. The record is from RefSeq and is a predicted model, not a curated record. The transcript has 3 exons. Bases 1 to 1359 code for a protein of 452 amino acids.
AUGACCGCCGACGACCAGCACUUCCUCGACAUACUCGCCGGCGUCUCCAGCGAUAUACGCAAGUUCUCCGCCGACGUCGCGGAUGCCACAGACCGACACUUCGAAUCCGUCGCACUCUCCAUACGAGAAGCGCUCGCCUCCGCAACAUGGCUGCCUCAAUCCGCUCGACCGUCACGCCGCCCACCGCCUCCGGUCAAAGUAAGCCCUCCAGCUGGGUAUCUAGCGCAGGCGCAGGAUUGGGUGUCGCGCAAUAGAGCCAUCACGGCUGCUAUCGUUGCUUUCGUGGGAACAGGCGCCUUCCUCAUCUACUGCAAGCGGAGAGGCUACGCCAGAAAGCGAAGGGCGAGACGGGCCAGCAAUGGCGCAAGGAGGGAGGUUGUCGUCGUCGCAGGUCCUCCCAGUUCCCCCAUCACCAAAUCUCUAGUACUCGACCUCGAACGGCGCGGCUUCAUCGUCUACAUUGUUGUGAACAGCAGCGAAGAAGAGCAGACCGUCCAAGCCGAAUCGCGCGUCGACAUCCGACCGCUGCACCUCGACAUCGUUGAUACAUUUGCUACACAGGCCGCGAUGGAGCGUUUCAACAGCAUCCUUCUGUAUCCACAUCAUGCUUUCUCUGGCGCAUCUCCUCACAACCUGAACUUCGCCGGUAUCAUACUCGUGCCGGACCUGCUUUACCCUACGGGCCCAAUAGAGACCGUGACACCAGACCUGUGGAGUGAUGCGCUCAACGUCAAGGUACUCGGCACCAUCGCCACAGCACAAGCAUUCCUACCUACAGUAUGCGAGUUCAAGGCGAAGGUUCUCAUGCUUACCCCGUCCAUCGUAUCAAGCCUACGACCGCCCUUCCACGGCGUGGAGAGUGCCGUCGUCGGUGCAUUGGAAGGCUUCACAUCAUCCCUACGGCAGGAGCUCGACACCUUAGGCAUUAGCGUCUGCCACUUCAAGCUCGGGACGUUCGACUGUGGCGCCGUGGGCGGCAAGUCCCAUCUCGCGACCAUCGGGGAUCCGCAGACGGACAGCUGGCCGCCAUCCGCCAGGGCGCAGUAUGCCCAGAAUUUCGUCACGCAAAGCAGGAUUGCGGGCAGCAGAGGCCUCUUCAGCGGAAACAGCACGGUCGCGAAGGGGAGCUCGCUGCGGGAACUGCAUAAUGCGGUCUUCGAUGCGCUGACCCAGAAGCGGCCGCGGAAGGUCUGGAGAGUCGGCCGGGGAAGCGUCGCUUACGACAUUGUCGGUAACUGGGUGCCUGCGGGCAUUGUGGGCUGGAUGAUGGGUGUGCGCAUGGUGUCACUCGAUGAGGUGUCUGAGCCGAAGCUGGAGGACAGCGUUGGUACUUGGGAGAGGGUCGAGAAGGCUGUCUGA